This is a messenger RNA of Phacochoerus africanus (Common warthog), 2511 nucleotides long. RefSeq names its product UPF3B regulator of nonsense mediated mRNA decay (gene UPF3B). Gene Ontology annotation, molecular function: mRNA binding. Lineage: Eukaryota; Metazoa; Chordata; Mammalia; Artiodactyla; Suidae. The transcript has 12 exons. The record is from RefSeq and is a predicted model, not a curated record. Gene Ontology annotation, biological process: nuclear-transcribed mRNA catabolic process, nonsense-mediated decay; positive regulation of translation. Gene Ontology annotation, cellular component: cytoplasm; nucleolus. The coding region runs from base 143 to 1663 and encodes 506 amino acids.
GCCCAAUGGAACGCUGGGCUCGGCUUAUCACUAGGGGCGUUUGUUGGGGGCGGAGCUCUGCCCUGAGUGGGCUGGGAGUCGUAGGUGCCCGGCGUAGCGGCGUUUGGGCCGAGCUGCCGCGGUGGGGAGCGAAUCCGUGGCCAUGAAGGAGGAGAAGGAUCAUAGGCCUAAGGAGAAGCGAGUAACCCUCUUGACUCCCCCGGGGGCCACAGGCAGCGGCGGUGGGGCUUCGGGGGACAGCACCAAAGGGGAAGAUAAGCAGGAUCGGAACAAGGAGAAGAAAGAGGCGUUGAGCAAGGUGGUAAUUCGGAGAUUACCGCCCACUUUGACCAAGGAGCAGCUUCAGGAACAUCUUCAGCCUAUGCCUGAGCAUGAUUAUUUUGAGUUUUUUUCUAAUGAUACUAGUCUGUAUCCUCACAUGUAUGCCAGAGCAUACAUCAACUUUAAAAACCAGGAGGACAUUAUUUUGUUCAGGGAUCGUUUUGAUGGUUAUGUAUUCCUUGACAAUAAAGGUCAGGAAUAUCCUGCCAUAGUAGAAUUUGCACCCUUUCAAAAAGCUGCAAAAAAGAAGACCAAGAAAAGAGAUACUAAAGUUGGGACUAUUGACGAUGAUCCAGAAUAUAGAAAAUUUUUGGAAAGUUAUGCUGCAGAUAAUGAGAAAAUGACAUCUACUCCAGAGACACUGCUAGAGGAAAUAGAAGCAAAAAAUAGAGAAUUAAUAGCUAAAAAGACAACCCCACUUUUGAGCUUCCUGAAAAACAAGCAGCGGAUGAGAGAAGAAAAGAGGGAAGAAAGAAGGAGGCGAGAAAUAGAAAGAAAAAGACAAAGAGAAGAAGAGAGGAGAAAGUGGAAAGAAGAAGAGAAACGAAAAAGGAAAGAUAUAGAAAAGCUAAAGAAGAUAGACAGAGUUCCAGAAAGGGACAAAUUAAAGGAUGAACCAAAGAUUAAGGUACACAGGUUUCUGUUACAAGCUGUGAAUCAGAAAAAUCUGCUCAAGAAGCCAGAAAAAGGAGAUGAAAAAGAAUUGGACAAAAGAGAAAAGGUCAAAAAAUUGGACAAAGAGAAUCUGAGUGAUGAAAGAGCCAGUGGGCAAACUUGUACACUGCCCAAGCGUCCCGAUGGUGAAUUUAAAGAUGAAAAGCCUAAGAGACCUGAAGAUGAGAGCAGCAGAGACUACAGGGAAAGGGAGCGGGAUUAUGAGCGUGACCAGGAGCGCAUACUGCGGGAGAGAGAGAGGCUGAAGCGGCAGGAAGAAGAGCGCCGCAGGCAGAAGGAGCGCUAUGAGAAAGAGAAGGCUUUUAAAAGGAAAGAAGAAGAAAUGAAAAAAGAGAAAGAAGCACUUCGGGAUAAAGCCAAGAAGACUGAAAGUACAGAACCAGUAGGCAGCUCAGAAAAAACUGAAAAGAAAGAAGAAGUGGUUAAGAGAGAUCGUAUAAGAAACAAGAUAGGAGAAAGGAAGCAGCAGUUAGAAGCAAAUUCACCAUCAACACUUACUGUCAUGUACUGUGGUCUGGAUCGCCCAGCAAUGCAGCUUUACCAACCAGGAGCUCGAAGCCGAAAUCGACUCUGUCCCCCUGAUGACAGCACCAAGUCUGGAGAUUCAACCAUAGACAAAAAGCAGGAAAGUGGUAUUAGCCAUAGAAAAGAAGGAGGCGAGGAGUGAUAAGUCCCAUUGGCCUUCGGUGUCCUGACUGUCUAGGCAGCCAAAGAGCACGUAUUAAGCAAUCCAGAAGUGCCUUCAGGGCAAAGGAAUAGAGAGAGAAAGGGGGUCGCUGUGCUGGUGGGGUCCACUGCAGAGGAGUAUGUUUUGCGUCAAAGCAGGAACCUGAUUGCAGGUUCAGAUUGGAAGUACAAUUUCAUUUUUUAUGCAGUUCCUACAAAUUAAUUUUAAAGUGUCAGACAAAGCUGAGGGAGAGGACAUGCAUUGCAAUUUGCAGGCAGGAAAUGUCAAGAGAGGACUUAAUUAGGUAUGACAUGAGAAGAAGAUAUGAGAACUGUCUCUAAAAUCAAAAGGCUUUGUUCAUCCUGGAUUGAAUUUUCUUAAUUUCCGUGGAGCAGAGUCACUUUGAGGUCUUGUUCAGAUCUAGUUAUAGUCAUUGUUGGUGAUAACUGUUGACUUUGUGUAGUGUAGAAGCAACAAGCAUGUGAUUGUAAUACAGUGAAGGAUAUAACAAAUUUUCGCUUAUGCAAAAAUUUAGUCAUGUCUAUAUCCUAUAUCCUAAAGUUUCAGGAUUCGUUUUAUUUUUUUUGUUUGUUUGUUUGCUUACAUGAGCUUAGCAUAAAAAAAUUUUUUAAGACAUCUUCUGCCUUUAGCAAUUUUUACAUUAGUAGGUAAAGUUUAACCCUUAUUUGUUGCCUGACAAUCCAGUCUUUGUUUUAUCUUAGGUCUCAUGAGCUGAGUGCAUACCCUCUCCAGGAAGGAAACUGCACAAAUAUUUGUUCCUGUUAAAAUAGCAACUUUUAGUCAUAGCUUGUUUUGCAUUGAUGUCAAUAAAUAUCAACAUCACUCAA